CAAGGGACAGAGUUUCGUCGUGUCAGCAGCCGUUACAUUGGAUAAUCUCGUGACUUUUUUUUUUUUUUUAAUUUUUUCUUAUAAAUUUUUUGUUGAGUGUUCGAUUCGGUAUUAUCUGUUUGAAGCUUUUCCAGUUCUUUGUUAGGCAUAAAAACGUGUGAAAUUAAGCGACAAUUCGUUCAUCUCUUCCGAAAUGGUAUCGAUUUUGAGGAGAUCGCCGAAACUGUUGAACUCCAUUUGUAGGAGGCGAUUUUCUGCUUCCUCUGAUGGAAAUCUUACGAGCCAUGGAGGAAAAUCUAUGAAUCUGUAUUCUGCUAUCAAUCAAGCGCUUCAUAUUGCCCUUGAAACUGAUCCUCGUUCUUAUGUGUUUGGAGAAGACGUGGGCUUCGGUGGGGUCUUCCGUUGCACAACUGGAUUAGUGGAUCGAUAUGGAAAAGAUCGAGUUUUCAAUACCCCUCUUUGUGAGCAGGGAAUUGUUGGCUUUGGCAUUGGUCUUGCAGCAAUGGGAAAUAGGGCCAUUGCAGAAAUUCAGUUUGCAGAUUACAUUUAUCCAGCUUUUGAUCAGAUAGUUAAUGAAGCUGCAAAGUUCAGAUAUCGUAGCGGAAAUCAGUUCAAUUGUGGUGGUUUAACAAUUAGAGCCCCAUAUGGAGCUGUUGGUCAUGGUGGUCAUUAUCACUCACAAUCACCUGAAGCUUUCUUCUGUCAUGUUCCUGGAAUUAAAGUUGUCAUCCCUCGAAGUCCAUACCAAGCCAAGGGAUUGCUACUUUCAUGCAUCCGUGAUCAAAACCCUGUUGUAUUUUUUGAGCCCAAGUGGCUUUACCGUUUGGCUGUUGAAGAAGUUCCUGAGCAUGACUUCAUGUUGCCUCUAUCAGAAGCAGAGGUGAUCCGAGAAGGCAGUGAUAUUACAUUGGUUGGUUGGGGAGCGCAGCUUUCUGUUAUGGAACAGGCCUGUAUUGAUGCUGAAAAAGAUGGAAUCUCCUGUGAACUGAUUGACCUGAGAACUCUAAUACCAUGGGAUAAGGAAACGGUGGAGGCCUCAGUUAAGAAGACUGGGAGACUUCUUAUUAGCCAUGAAGCUCCGGUUACCGGAGGCUUUGGUGCUGAAAUAUCCGCUUCCAUUGUUGAACGCUGCUUCUUACGGUUGGAGGCCCCUGUUUCCAGAGUUUGUGGAUUGGACACUCCAUUCCCUCUUGUGUUUGAACCAUUCUACAUGCCUACUAAGAACAAAAUAUUGGACGCCAUCAAAGCAACUGUAAAGUAUUAGAUCAAAAAAUUGCCGCUUUCAAGCAGACAACAAGAAAUGUUCUCAUUCCAUCAGUCUCUAUCGAUGAACUAGAUGAUGUAGCCUUGAUGAUGUCCCAUUGUAGGUGGCUGUAAGGGCCUUCUCUUGUUGAAUAAGAUAGUUUGAGUCAAUGAUGGCUGGAUAUCAAGAUCCUUGGCAAUAAAAAGUUACUAUAUUUAUGAGAGUA
Messenger RNA from Cucurbita moschata (crookneck pumpkin), 1469 nucleotides. RefSeq names its product 2-oxoisovalerate dehydrogenase subunit beta 1, mitochondrial. Gene Ontology annotation, biological process: response to nutrient; branched-chain amino acid catabolic process. The record is from RefSeq and is a predicted model, not a curated record. Lineage: Eukaryota; Viridiplantae; Streptophyta; Magnoliopsida; Cucurbitales; Cucurbitaceae. The transcript has 13 exons. The coding region runs from base 194 to 1264 and encodes 356 amino acids. Gene Ontology annotation, molecular function: catalytic activity.